AUGUAUUUUUUUCUACAUAAUUUAUUGAGAGGUGAUCAAUGUUAAAUAAAAUACUAAUUUUCAUCAUGUGUUUCAAUUCAUGGCUUUUUGACCAAUUCUUCAUUUUUCCUUCCAACUGCAUGCCUCUAGGGAAUGAAUUUUGACCAGGAUAGUUUGGGACUUGAAUAUUCAUCUGCAGCUACCUAUAUGCUCCUUAUGUGCAGUUGUGCUCCCAGUGGUUUUAUCACAGUCGUCCUGUGAGCAGUUUCUGGAAAACAUCAGGAUGAGCUUCAUUCAUCUUCACCUCAUAGGCUCUGUUGCACCCCGAGGAGCCCAGCGACAGGCCAGCAGAUGCUGCUGCCCAGCCCACUUGGUGGACAGUGCCCCAUGCACCCUCAUCCUUUGGUAGCCUUGUGGAAAAGCGGUAUUAAAUUGUUUUUAACUUGUUCAGAUUCUCAACAAAUCCACCUGGAAAUAAGAGAAAUGAGGCAGAAAAAGUCUAAUGAUCACUUAAAGCCCCUCCUCACAGGCCUCUUGUGGUUGGCGCCUUUUCUACCAUUCUCAGAUGGGAAAACCAAGUCCCUCAGAACUUCACUGCCCGAGAUCACAAGGCACUCAGAGGGUGGACUAGAACCCAAGUUCGGUGCUCUUCCUCCUAGAGCAGGUUCAAAUACUGAAUUUUCAUCAAGUUCAAAAAAUAUGGAUGAAGGUUUGGCUAAAAUAUUUGAUGAAAUUCUACAACAAGUGUUUUCCAAAGUUCCAUUUGAUGAAACAAGAACAGCAGGAAAGUCAAUUACAAAGAGAGAAGUGAAAGAAAGCCUCUUCCCACCAGUCUCAGAUGGGAGAACCAAGUCCCUCAGAAUUUCACUGCCCGAGAUCAUAAGGCACUCAGAGGGUGGACUAGAACCCAAGUUCGGUGCUCUUCCUCCUAGAGCAGGUUAUCCUCCAAAAAAGAGCUUGAAAAAUAGUGAAUUUGUAUCAAGUUCAAAUAAACAAGAAGAACAUUUUUCUAAACUAUUUGAUGAAAUUCUACAGCAAGUGUUUUACAAGGCUCCGUAUGGGACACCAUUUGAUGAAGCCAGAACAGCAGGCAAAUCAAUUACAAAGAGAGACAUGAAUUCAGAAAUUUUCAUCAAAGGACUCAAUGUUGCUGGGUAUUCUACUGCACCAAGGUUUCUCUUUGGCAGCGUGGACAGAAUUUCUACUAAUGAUCACAAUUCAGAGAAGAGGGAUAAAGAAUCCUCUCUCUCCAACAGGAAUAUGAAUGAGCCAUUUACUGCUAUAAAUAAAGAAACACUUGAAGAAGCAGCUAAGACAGAGAUUCCAGAUAAGACCGUACCAUGUGAGCAGCUUCUGCAGUUCCUCCAGAGGAACAUCAUCAUUGGUGCUGGCUCGGUGGCGGGAGUCCUCGUGGUCACAGCAUUGUUGCUGCUGGCCUUGACCAUGUGCUGCAGGAGGAAACAGCAAUCACAUCCUCCAGCGAACAUGACAUAUAAUAUUUUUAUUCUGCGUGGGAAGACUUGGUGGCAGAAGUUUCAAGAAAAGAACCCCCAAAAUCACAGUGAGAAACAGAAACAGUUGUUGAAGGGCAAGUCCUCGGUCUAAGCCAGCUGGUGGGGCCCACGAAACCAGGACCGGAAGCUGUGAUGCCAGGCAGUUGUCCACCCAGACACCACGGAGAGGCAUUUGAUUUCUGGCUGUGAGGUGUGCUCCACAAAAUGUUUACCUUCUUCUGUCAGUCUCGAAUGGACCAAUACACGGAUGUUGUACUACAGGGUGCUUAGAGUUUGGUACGGACUGAUAGCUAGGGAAGGAGACGCAGCACAUUUGUCCAAACACAAACCUGACCAACUACCAAGUUCUUUAUUUAUUAAAGCAUUGAUUCUCUGA
Lutra lutra (Eurasian river otter) is the source of this 1869-nucleotide messenger RNA. RefSeq names its product chromosome 9 C2orf92 homolog (gene C9H2orf92). The record is from RefSeq and is a predicted model, not a curated record. Bases 331 to 1584 code for a protein of 417 amino acids. Lineage: Eukaryota; Metazoa; Chordata; Mammalia; Carnivora; Mustelidae. The transcript has 12 exons.